CAAACAAGUACUACAGAGCUCAGUGAGGAAGAAUGUGGUCCUGUCAAGAGGGUAUCAAAGAAAAAAAAUUACCCAGGGUUUAUUUUAGGUCUGUCCUUUCCAAAACCACCAAGGAUUCGAGAAAUGUCUAGCCAGGCAUUAGGAUCAGAAGAAAAUAAUUAUAAAUCCAGGUCCAGCAGUCCACUCCAUGACUGUCACUUUCUGCUCCAAAGUUCUCACUCUCCACGCCAGCGGCCCCACACUCCCAGCCACAGCACUUCACGCGAGAGGUCCCACACUCCAUGCCAGGUGCCCCACACUCCGACCCACAGCACCCCACGCAAGCAGUUCCACACUCCACGCCAGCGGUCCCACACGCCACACCACUUCACGCCACCGGUCCCGAUCUCCGACCCACAGCACCCCACGCAAGCAGUUCCACACUCCACGCCAGCGGUCCCACACGCCACGUCACACCACUUCACGCCACCGGUCCCGAUCUCCAACCCACAGCACCCCACGCCAGCAGUUUCACACUCCAAGCCAGCGGUCUCACACGCCAUGCCACAGCUCUUCACGCCCACGGGACAGCGCUCCACAUCAGCGCUCCCGCUCUCCUUAUGAGUGCUCCCAAAGACCAGGUUGGGGGAACCAGCACAGAGAGGGCGGAGAGCUAUUCCCAUUAGAUAAUGGAAAAUUCCAAAGGCGGGUCCUCUAUCUUCUGUCUGAUAUUCGGUCUAAGCUGUCAGAGGUGGGCCAAAACCGUGAGCCCCCAGAGUCUCAGUUCCACCUUGAGAAGAUGAACGCCAGGCGUGAGCUGAAAAAUCUGGAAGGGCAACUGGCCGAUGAAAAAAAGAGGAAUGUGAUGGUGUCUCGGUUAGUCAGGAUAGGAGGUGCAAACCUUGAGGACUGUGUAAAAAAUGUGAUGAAAAGAGUUCUUACAAACAGAUUGAUGGCAACAAUGAAUAUGGAUGGCUCAGGGGUGAAGAAGGCCUUUGGAAAAACACGGCUAUGCCGUGUUAUAAUAGGUGCUGUACAGCAGUCCAAACCUUCAGCGUCAGAGGCUGAAAUAAAAAAAUACAUGGGGAGCUGUCUCCGGUCGGCUCCCGAUAGAUGCGGGGGUAUGGGACGACAAAAGGGGACAUCUGCAAUUGAUGUGUGUUCAGAUUCUGAAUAAAUAGGCCUAUAACCUAUUGUUUAGCUACAUUGUUCAUUUUGUAAAAUUUUGUCUCGUGAUUGGUUGCAUUAAAUUAAUAUAUGUGAUCUUGAAAAACCCAUGUUC
Xyrauchen texanus (razorback sucker) is the source of this 1261-nucleotide messenger RNA. RefSeq lists its product as uncharacterized. The record is from RefSeq and is a predicted model, not a curated record. The transcript is spliced from 6 exons. Lineage: Eukaryota; Metazoa; Chordata; Actinopteri; Cypriniformes; Catostomidae. The coding region runs from base 188 to 1156 and encodes 322 amino acids.